CAGCUCCGACUCGCGAACUUGAAGCACCGUGUUCACUCCUUCGGUAAAGCACAGGCCCGACCAGAGCACCGAUCGUUAUGGACAACCAACCUGGAUACGACUCUGCAUAUCAGUCCAGCUUGGGUGGCAGUGGGGACAGUGAUGUGGUCGAUGAAGCCCCGGACCAAGGAAGCGGUGGCGGUGGCGGUCAAGGACCGGGAACUGUCGUGCCGAAUAACCCCCCCGUUAUAUCCAGCGGAACAGAUACAACCAGCAGUGGCCAGCCUACCAGUGCGGGGCCGGCUGCAUCUGCGAGGUCGCAAGCGACUCUUGCUGGUGCCAGCCUUCCUGCUGGUGCGAGCCUUCCUUCAGGCCCGCCUACCACUCAAAGAACAAUUCCGACUAGGAAAAUGACUGCUGUAUCUCCGAGGUCACAAACAACUCCUACGAGAACAGCUACCGCACCACCUGCGAGCACAAGCGCGCCUAAACCUGAAGUGGCAACACCCAUGGCACCAUAUAGCUACGUAUGCACCAUCAGCGAAGCGUGGCGAGGAAACACAACGUACCUACCUCCAGACAAGGCGUGCGACUACUUGUUCUACGACUCGCUCUACAAGCACAACAAGAACGCCCUCAUAGAUGGCGUCCACAUGUGGGACGCCGGAGCCCAGCAGUUCAUCCUGCAGGCUUCCGUGUACAAGCACACAAAGUUGGGCUUUUCGUUCGCGUCCGAGCUUGGCCUUCUGAGAAGAGACAUAAAGGACCCAAAAUUUUUCACCAUCAUCGACGAUAUUUGGAGAUACAAUAUAUCCCACUUCGGCAUCCUGGAUGUCAGCAGGCACUACCCAACUGAUCGAGUGGUCUAUGAGUAUCUCAAUCUGCUCAAGGCGGUGUAUCUUCAUCUGAAACCGAAGACGUCACCCCAAAGGCCAUCUUACUACGUCUUAGGAUUAUCUCUGGAUCCUCCGAUAUCCGACUACCGCGCUGUGAACUUGAUGACGCGGACGUUUUCAGAGUGCAAGUCGGGAGACUGGUGGCAUCCUGAUAAUUCGUUCCAACUGGACGUACCUGGCGAAUGUACGGAUCACAAGUCGACAGUCUUCACACCUUCAAUGUUCAUCUCCAUCGCGCACCUUUCGUACUCGGUCAGCAAUUUCCAUAACUGCCGUAUAUUUCCUGUUGCUAUGGCUAAACCUUCACCAGGCGUCGUGGACGGCAACACUUACGGACACACCGUGAACGACAGUUUGGAUUUACUUCGGGAAGUGGCCAAUCUUGGCCUCUCUAUUCCCCUUGCGAUGUCGUUUGGCAUGAAAGGAAUGUUCUACGCCCCCAAGUUUCUCAACGAAGCCGCGCCAACAAUCGAAGAGUUCGAGCUAUUUAAACCUUGCGAAGAUUUUCAGGGGGCCAAGUAUGAAGACCCCAAAAAGGUCUGUGCUGAGGGUGGCUGGAUUGAGUCGCUGCUUGUGCCUGGCCAUGCCUACAACAUAAACCAAAGAAAAGCAUUCACCUACCUAACCGAGCGUAGGAUAGCCGUACUGGCAUGCGAUGGCAAGCAGUUCAGCAUCGAUCUAGACUACGGCCUUGCCGCAUACGACGUGGACUACGACGCAGAACUAUCAUGCGCCCCGUUCGGUUUCUUACCACUGGACGAACGCUUUGGUCGGGUGACUGUUAUGCGCAAGUUAUCGAAUUUCUUGCGGGCGAAGUACACCGACCGGACAAAGCGCUAUGCCUGCCAAGAACUGGCACACCCGCCCAAAGUGGUUCCUUAAUCUGGAGCGUUGGUCGCCGUGCCGCUUUUAUAAAAACAUCGGAAUACCUUGGUUUGGGAUGUGAAUUUCUUCGAGAAAGAAAACCGUCGUUUCGUCUUUCAA
Molecule: messenger RNA, 1859 nt
Organism: Dermacentor albipictus
Lineage: Eukaryota; Metazoa; Arthropoda; Arachnida; Ixodida; Ixodidae
Source: RefSeq, a predicted model, not a curated record